AUGAGCCGGUUUCCGGAAAGACUGUUUGCAUUAGGCAACGAACCGGAGAAUAAGAAGGUCAACACCUACUUCCAGCUACCUUAUCUUGACACGAUAAGUUUAGCUUUGGAAGAAGACCAUAUGGAGAAGCUGUCUUUCUCCCAAUUUGGUAAACUCAUCGAAGCAGGCAACAAGAUUGCAUCAUCGGUUAGAUUCCUUCACUUCAUUUUGUCAAGGCAGCUGGUUACAAAGAAGAAGAAAGAGGUUUGGUGUCUCUUCGCUGGUCAGCCAAUUCGGUUUUCUCUUAGGGAGUUCGCUAUGACGACAGGUUUAGAUUGCUCCAAAUUGCCUCCGCCGCCGAAGCUGAAAGAAGACAAGGUCAGUGAGUAUACCAUUGAAUUAUUUGGCUCUGAGAAGAAUGAAACCCCUGGAUGGAUAGCGACAACUCUUGCUGGCCGACCAUACAAAGAUAAAGACACCCGAUUUAAGUUGGCGUGCUUACUCCUCAUCGAUGGUAUUGUAUGUCCCACUUCUAGAAACGCUAAGAUAAGUGCCGAGCACAUCAUGAUGGUAAAAGAUGUUGACCAAUUUCUGGAAUAUCCUUGGGGUCGCAAAUCUUUUGAUCUGACCAUUAACAGCAUCAAAACUAGGACAGCUACCACAUCGUACCCUUGUCAGCCAACAUGUGCUUUUCAGGGUUUUCUACAUACACUACAGAUGGUCGUUUUGGAGUGUGCGCCUUCUAUACUGAAAAAGGAUUUAAAAGCUAAAUCCAGCAAGCCUUCUUUGACGGAUGAAGAGGAUGAAGAAGAUGAAUCCCCAAGUUUAAGUCAUGGUGCUAUGAAACCUGUUAACAUCUCUAUGCCUCAUGUGAAGUUUCUCGACAAUAACCAAAAGGUUGCUGUCAAGGCAAUCUUACCGGACGAUGAACAUUUACUGGAUGACACCGACCUGGAGUUUGAUGAUGAUGUCCCAGACGAAAGCGUUGACAACUUAGUGGCAGCAAUCAAUGACGGUCAAAAGUUUUCAAGGAAGACAUGGAAUGGCGGUGAAAAAGAACACUUUCAUAUAAAGCAUACCAAGACACCAGCGUCAUCUUCCCAGAAUACAUCUUCCGAUGUGCAUUUAGAUACGGCUGCUUCUUCCAUUCUUGAUAAGGUCGAAAGUGCUAAUGCAGUGGAAUAUAUUGCGAGCUUAAAAGGCGCUUCAUCCCAAGUCCGAGCACCUUCUAAGGGAAAGCCUGCUCGUAGGGUCAAAUCCAGUAAGAAGAAAGUGAAGCACGUUAGAUUUCAGCAAAUAUCUUCCUGUGAGGAAUCCAAGUCUUCCUCUGAUCACGCUACCAAGACGAAGGAGUCAAGCCGUACUUCUGCUGAACCUAACGACGGAGCUGAUAGUACUGUCGGUGAUGGUAUUGAAGAUAAAGAUGGUGAUGACCAAGAAGAUAGAACGGGAGAUGAUGUUGGUGUGGACGUUUCUAACGAAAUGCAGGUCGAUGUUGAUGAUGUCGAAGACGAUGCAACUAUCGCGACUAACCAAAUAGCGUUUGUUCUUUCAGAUUUAUCAUCAACUGGACAGGUCAAUGUAGACGCUUCAGGAAUUCAGCUUAUUUUGUCCCCACCUGUAAAAGUCAAUGUAGACAGUUCAGAAACUCAUCCUAUUUUGUCCCCACCCGCACAGGCCAAUUUAGACCCUCCAGAAAGUCAUCCAAAGGUUUCUGAGUACGAUUCCGACAUUGCUAGCACACGUCAAAUGGAAGACGAUGGGGUUACACACGUCAACACAAGUGACCCACCAUACGAUCAGGAGAAGCUGGCAGAGCAGACCCAGACCUUCGAGGAUAACUCCCUUCACGUGCCUUUUAUUUCUGGACUCCCACCACAACGACCGGUAUUACAAGACAAGGACCAAACCGAUGUCAACGAGUUUUCGUCUAUCGUUUCUGGACUCCCACAUAAAGAUCUGGUUUUAGAAGCUAACGAACAAACUGUGGCCGACAAAGAUGUCCCUCCAGAACCGCAGGUUUUAGAUGCGAACGACCAAUCCGGUGCCGAUAAAGAUGUCCCUCUUGGGGUUCACGAUCCGCAGGUCAUGCUGGAGACCCAGAACACUAUUCUUGAACCUACAAAUCCUGAGGCAGAGAUCGAAAUUCCAGCAGGGGUUGAGCCUCCUGGUUGGUCACUUGGUCUUACACAGGAAGAAAAAAACAUGGCCCAACCAUCUAAAAAGGGAGCAGAAGGACAAGGAGCUAUUCGCAAGAGUAAACGACUACCCGUGCCUUCAUCACAGAUGACCGAUUUUAUAUUCCCCCGACAAAAACGUGUUAAGAAGAAUGAGAAAUCGGUUGAGCUGUCGCACUUCUUUCCAACACCGAACUUUGAACAAGUCAUCCUCCUGCAGAGUAGAAUGAAAGACAGUCGGCAUUUGCCUAGCUGGGAUGGAAUUGUCCUAUCAGUGAACAUUUUGAAAGAGAUCGUCGAUUUGAAAUACCCAAUUUCCGUCAUGACUAUCGACAGCGUUCUUAGGUUAUUCCGUCACCAAUUGGCCGAAUUAAACGACGAUCAGUGCACUUAUGAUUACGUUGAGUACACCUUCAUUCACGGCAUUGUUGAACUCCUUCCACAAUUAACAAAUCCCCCGAAAAGAAAACCUCUCUCACUCCCUACUGGUUCAGCCGCAUACGUCAAAUCCAGGCGCUCAUGGUACACUCAGGUUGCUCACAUUUAUUGUCCUUACCAAGUUGAUGACCGAUACUGGGUGGGUCUAUGCAUCGAUUUCGAAAGCCACAAGGUUAUGGUAUUGAAUGCGUAUGCGACUCUCAAAGAGAUAAAACUUAAAACAAGUGUUGCACCGCUAGCACAGACUCUACCACAUUUUAUCAGGAGAGUGGCCUACAAUUCCGAGAUGAAAGCCGACGAUCUAACGCCGUUCACAAUUAAAAUUGUGAAACCAAUGUUCCAGACAUCGGCAUCUGGCCAUCUCGGUGUGCUGGCACUCAUGUCUCUUCAGUUGCACGCUGCCAAUAUGCCUCUAGACACUGUUGUGGGUGAUGAUGUUCUUCGUGAUGCAUCUCUUAAGUUUGCGUAUGAUCUCCUAUGUUUGAUCGAGCCGCCUUCUCUAGCCGACGUCGUCAUUCCCAAGACCCUCCAACUUGAUCCUCACCAUAUUUCCUAG
This is a messenger RNA of Eutrema salsugineum, 3150 nucleotides long. RefSeq lists its product as uncharacterized. The record is from RefSeq and is a predicted model, not a curated record. The coding region runs from base 1 to 3150 and encodes 1049 amino acids. The transcript is spliced from 14 exons. Gene Ontology annotation, molecular function: cysteine-type peptidase activity. Gene Ontology annotation, biological process: proteolysis. NCBI's taxonomy places the organism in Eukaryota, Viridiplantae, Streptophyta, Magnoliopsida, Brassicales, Brassicaceae.